UGCCCAGGGGGCGUGGCGCGCCCGCUCGUGCCCUCCGCAGUCUUCGCCCAGCUCGCUCUCAGUCAACAUGUCGGCCGCAGCUCAACAAAACAACAACGAAGCGCCCGGGCUGAACGGAGUCCUGCCCCUCAGCAGCUCUGUCCCUCUCGGUGUCGCAGGGUCCUGGGUGGAGCUGGAGAUGAACGGGAAUGCUGCAGGGAACACGGAGAACUUGAACUUGAACUUGAACAUGAACUUGAACUUGAACGAGGGAGAGGGAGAGGGGGAGCGCAAUGGGGGUCUGGAGCACGUGCCCUCCUCCUCAUCCAUUCACAACGGAGACAUGGAGAAGAUCCUGCUGGACGCACAGCACGAGAGCAGCCAGAGCAGCAGCUCCUGUGACAGCCCUCCCCGCCCACACACACCCCUGGACGAGGGACAGAUCACCUUCGAUGUGGAUCUGCACACGAGCCGAGACUCCUGCAGCUCACAGUCGGAAGAGGACAGCGUGGACAGGGAGAAGGAGGAAGACAUUCUGAUGAUGAAGAGCGCUGACUGGGUAGCGGACUGGUCCAGCCGACCAGAAAACAUUCCCCCAAAGGAGUUCCAUUUCCGCCACCCCAGGCGCUCGGUGACUCUGAGCAUGAGGAAGACGGGGGUGAUGAAGAAGGGGGGCGUCUUCUCAACCGAGUUCCUCAAGGUGUUCAUCCCCUCUCUGCUGCUCUCACACAUCCUGGCUCUGGGGCUGGGCGUGUACAUCGGGAAGAGACUGACAACCCCCUCAACCAGCUCCUUCUGAGCAGGGAGUGAAGAGCCUGGGUCCCGGCGAGCUGUGCUUCUGUCGCAGUCCGUUCCAUGGACACCUCUCUCUCUCUCUCUCUAUCUCUAUCUCUCUCCUCUCUUUCUCUCUCCUCUCGUUCUCCUUGUAUUUUGUUAUAGUGGAUUUUUUUUUUUUUGCACUCUGUAAUUUGGUGACCGUUUGUUUUGGGCGCCACCUGCUCUUAAAAUCUUUCGAUUCAGUUUCUGAGAUCCUGGAUGGCUGGGCUGGCUGGCUGGCAUGCGCCGUUUAUUGUUUUAAGUUUGAAAGAGAUACAGAUGAAGACGCAGAGCUAAGUCGUGUUUAAAAUGACCCUGAUCACAAUUGUAAAAAUGCUGCAAUCCAAGUUGUUGUAGGUACUAGGAAUUAAAAGGGGGUCCCCUCUAGACAGACCCCUGUCACAGCGACUUACUGACAGUCGAAGAAGGCAGCGUGGCAGAAAUCGCAAUCAGUAUCUCUCUAGCCCUGGCCCGAUUCUAUCAUCGUCCCCCAGCCGGGCUCUACGGUACAGAAGCCUGUUUCAGUGUGAACGCAUGCACUGUGAUUUCUUUCAAAGGUCACGUUGAGUACUGUUCAGGACAGGGAGCCCUAAUCUCAAGGGCAAGCAGUUGAAGUUGAAGUUUGGGGUGGGGCGUGAGGUCGUGGAUUAUAGGUUAUCUGGGCAGGCUGACCUGCCCUCACUAGGGGUAGGAGAUUUUAUAAGGGGCAGAUUUGCAAGCCUUAACAGUAAAGCUCACAGUAUACUUUGUAAUCGCUUAUGCUUAGAUUUUUAAAACAAAUUAAAAAGAAAAGAAUUUUUCCUUCAAAUAUUUUGCAAGAAACACUUUCAAUGCCACUAAUAGAACGCUGUUUGAUGCUUUACAAUUUGCUGGAAGCUGAUGAUCUCUUUAAGAAACAUGAAGGUUUAUUGAGGGCAUGGGCAGAGCUGUGUCUACACUCAGACACCACCGUCAAGAGAGUGGGGGUGGGGGCAGAUCUUUUAUCAGAUGGGGCUGUAGUUCCAGGGGGGGGCAAUUUUGGGUUGUCUUGCAUUAUUAUUCUUCAGGCUUUACAAUCGCCAGACCGUAGUGUUUCACUCAGAGAUUCGUUACACCUUUCAAGGAAGGCGUGUGGGAUCCAGCCAUGGCUCUCUCUGUGUCUCCUGACUCCACAGUGUCCACUUUCUGAGUGCCGCUGUUGUGCGAAAGGAACCACUUCUAGACUUUCUGCUAUUGGCAAGGCAGAACAACCCUGACAUUGCUGCAUUUAUCUGUCCUGGUCUCUCCUGAUUGGCUGAGAAGAGAACGACACGGCUCAUUUAAUAUUCUCUAUUGAAGGGGCGGGCUCAAAUGUUUGGAUGGAAAUGAAAGUCUAAUAAUAGAUUCUCCACAAUGUUCUGAAGCUGCUUUGAAGCUGCCUCAUACAAUUAGGAAGGAACACCUGCUCUGGACAGAGAAAUAGCUGAAGAAGGGCUUAGUGUCUGGGUUUUUGAACAGAAUACUCUGAAGGAAUUGACAAACCAAAUUAGCCUGGCUGUUGAAUCCAAAUAGAAACUUAAAAAAAAAAAAAAACUGCUUUGUUUGAAUCUGUCACUCCCUGUUACCUUUUUUUGGUAUUCUUUAAAAAGCUGCUGUUGAGGAAAGCCACAGCAGCGCAGUGAAAAUGUUAAUCUUCCUAGUGUUACAGGAGAGGACAGUCGUACAGUUCCGUCGCUGGCCAGACUGGUAUAGAUUCAUGUCUGGUGGGCACGGGCAGUACUGUAGCAUUUAAUCUCAAUGACCCUCUCUGCAGUUCAGUGUCGGCCGUCAUCAGUGGGUGUUCCUGUUGGUUCAAAUUGAACUGCAGUCUAGAUGGGGGUAUUUAAUAUAUCUAUAGAGAGAAAAAAGGUUUUAUUGUGCUUCUGGAAUUUUUUUGUGACACGUUUGCUUGAAUGACGAGGGCAGUUCAUUUUUAAAUUUGUGUUAUUUUUAUUUCAAAGUGUUUUGUAAAUACAUUUUGAAUUUUCCGGAGCCCAGGGCUGUGCUGCACAGACUAGCUGUGAGGGGCUGGUGGGUAACCAGCACAGCUGACCUGACAGGCGAACGCAGUCUGACUCCAGGGGCUCAUGCCCCAGUGAAACGCAGUCAGGACAGCCACCACGUGCCCUAAACGUUUCGGGUAACGCCUUUGUCGGCUGCUGUGUGUGUGGUUUUUUUUCACAUUAGGAUGGGGUUCCCGUUGUGCUGUUGCUCUUGUUCUACUGUUGCCUCACGUUAUGCCCCAGACUCAUGUGCAUCCUGCGCACACAGGAGGGCAAGCUGUGAAUUAUCAUAGGUAGCAAAGUGCCUCGCGUCUAUGAUAACAAACAGCAACAGUCGAACCCUCGACUCUGGUAAAGGCGUUAGCCAAACGACUGGAACAAAGAUAGACAGGGCAGGUAGAACAGGCUCCAGUAACCUGCUGGCUACACCCCUCCCUCCCUUUCUCCCUCACUCCCUCUGAGGCUCUUCCUGGCUGCUGUGCCCGCUCUCAAUGCAGCUCAGCUCUGUUACUCACCAUUCAAUCUUUUAUCAACCGUGUUGAAAGCAUUGGAGUUUACUGAGCCAAAGCGGUUGAUCCGACUCUUUUGUUACGUUUUGUGUUCGCACUUUGUAGCAUCGUAUAUAAUUAUUAACAAGAAAAAAAAAAUAACGUGGACGUAUCUCCUGUUGUGCCAUUAAAAAAAACUCUCUGAAA
Polyodon spathula (Mississippi paddlefish) is the source of this 3490-nucleotide messenger RNA. Its product is annotated as BCL2/adenovirus E1B 19 kDa protein-interacting protein 3-like. Bases 68 to 778 code for a protein of 236 amino acids. The record is from RefSeq and is a predicted model, not a curated record. NCBI's taxonomy places the organism in Eukaryota, Metazoa, Chordata, Actinopteri, Acipenseriformes, Polyodontidae. Gene Ontology annotation, biological process: positive regulation of apoptotic process; defense response to virus; mitochondrial outer membrane permeabilization. The transcript has 6 exons. Gene Ontology annotation, cellular component: mitochondrial outer membrane; mitochondrial envelope; nucleus.